UUCCCAGGUUCAUGGUGCCCGGCCUCCUGUAAAUUUAACCUGGUUUAAUGCCUCUCAGCCAAUGGACCCAGAGGAGAAUGAUUUAAUGGAAAUCAGAACAAGAGCGUUUGAAAAAGAGGAUGGCACCUAUCACACGCAGUCGGACCUUAUCUUUAAUGCUUCACGUUUUGAGAAUGACGUUAAAUUUGUGUGUCAAGCUGAAAAUAUUGUUUUACAAAUAAAUCGUGAAGCUCCCAUGCAGUCAUUAUUGACACUGGAGGUGUUGUAUCCUCCUGUGGUUAAAGUUAGUCCCCCAGAAAUAACCGUAAAUACUAGUGAUACGGUAUUGUUAAAUUGUGAAUAUGUGGCAAAUCCAGCCUCGUUGGAUCAUGUUGUUUGGUAUCGUAAUGGUGAGAUAGUCAAUGUUAAUGAUACGGAGCGCUAUGAAGGUGGUAAUUCAGAGAAUGUAGCCUUGGUUAUACGUUCUACCGAGAAACAGGAUAUUGGUAAUUAUACCUGUCAAUUGUCGAAUGCCAUUGGUAAAGGUGUUUCCGAACAACAAAUUGAUUUGGAUGUACAAUAUGUACCAAUUGUUGAAGUUUUGAUGAUACCCGAGGGUCCUGUCAAAGAAAGUGACGAAUCGAAUGUUACUUUAUUUUGUAAUAUCUUAGAUGCCAAUCCAUCGGUUUUAACUAAAGUUCGUUGGUAUGCCAAUUCAACAUUGCUCAAGGAAUUGCCAGAUUGUGAAGAGACUAGGGAGGAUUUGUGUCAUAUCGAUCCUAGUAAAUUGCUAUUGGAAAGUAUAGGACGUGGCUUUUUCUAUAAUUAUUCCUGUGAGGGUUACAAUGCUGCCGGCUGGGGACCACGCAGUGAAGAUAAAGAAUUGCUGGUGCACUACGAACCCGGACCAGCAACUUUAACACAUUUCCCCCUAAUUGCUGUUAAAAAGAAGAGUGUUACAUUUUCAUGUUCCGUCGAUGAUCCCGGUUAUCCCGAAUCAAAUAGAUUCCGUUGGCUGCGUGGUGGACGUGGCCCCCUUCAGGAUAUUGUCACCAAGGAUUGGACUGUCGAACCCGUUGGCCUGGAUAGUCGCACCAACUACUCUUGCUAUGCAUUCAAUGAGGGCGGUAAAGGUGUCAUGGCCACAGUCAAUUUAGAAGUACAUGCACCACCAUUUUUCAUUAAGAAUUUGCCACCAUACACUGGUAUGCUGCAUACGUCGCGCAAUGCCAAUCUAACCUGUCGCAUUGAGUGUGUGCCACGUUGUGAGAUAUCCUGGCUAAAGGAUGGUGUACCAAUCGAAAAGAAUGAUACACGUUACUUUGUCAAAGACAAAUACAUGGAUGCCUCACCGGCAACGGGUGAUUUCGAAAGUAUGCUUUCGGUGCUGCAUUUCAAUAUGUCCAAUUGGCCAAAUAACAAAUUUGACAUUGAGGGAGAUAAUGCCAAUUAUACAUGCGUAUCCACAGGCAAUACAGUGGGUCCCGGUAUUAAAAGUGCCACUUAUUUCAGUAUUGAAUAUGCACCCGAUAAUACAACGGUAUCAGAAGAAGUUGUUUAUGUAGCAGAAAAUACAAUACCAGGACGUGUCAUAUGCAAAUCAAGAGCUAAUCCGGAGCCCACUUAUGAAUGGCGUUUCAACAAUAAAACUGUUAUACGUGGCAAUGCCUUGAUUAUAAAUACUCGCAUGAAGCGCAAUGAUACUGGUCGUUACACUUGUGUGGCCUAUAAUAAACAUGGACGCAGUACAGCCGAAACAUUUAUUGAUGUACAAUGCCGAUUUUUCAUGGUCAAUUAA
Lucilia cuprina (Australian sheep blowfly) is the source of this 1777-nucleotide messenger RNA. Its product is annotated as titin. Gene Ontology annotation, molecular function: cell adhesion molecule binding. The record is from RefSeq and is a predicted model, not a curated record. The transcript has 12 exons. NCBI's taxonomy places the organism in Eukaryota, Metazoa, Arthropoda, Insecta, Diptera, Calliphoridae. Gene Ontology annotation, biological process: cell-cell adhesion. The coding region runs from base 62 to 1777 and encodes 571 amino acids. Gene Ontology annotation, cellular component: cell-cell junction.